Molecule: messenger RNA, 967 nt
Organism: Scomber scombrus (Atlantic mackerel)
Lineage: Eukaryota; Metazoa; Chordata; Actinopteri; Scombriformes; Scombridae
Gene: npm1b
Product: nucleophosmin 1b
Exons: 11
Coding region: 1-885 (294 amino acids)
Biological process (GO): ribosomal large subunit biogenesis; ribosomal small subunit export from nucleus; ribosomal small subunit biogenesis
Cellular component (GO): centrosome; cytoplasm; nucleolus
Molecular function (GO): histone binding; RNA binding; chromatin binding
Source: RefSeq, a predicted model, not a curated record
AUGGAGGACGAUAUUUCAGACUUGAGCAGACCGCAGAUGUACUUGUUUGGCUGCACCUUGAAAUCCGACAGACGUGAGUUCAAAGUUGAUGUUGAGGACGAUGAUACGGAGCAGCAGCUGUCACUCAAAGCAGCGUGUCUGGGAGCCGACGCGGAGGAUAAGUUCCACAUGGUGGAAGUCGAGGGCCUCACUUAUGAUGGGAAAACAACCAAAGUGCCACUGGUUGCCCUGAAACCAUCCGUCCUUCCCUCCAUGAAUUUAGGUGGAUUUGAGAUCACACCUCCAGUUACUUUCCGUCUCCAGUCGGGCUCUGGACCAGUUCACAUCAGCGGGCAGCAUUUUGUUAGUGUGAAGGACUCAGAGGAUGAGGAAGAGGAGAACAACUCGUCACCGGUGAAGCGGCCUGCGAACCUGAUUUCAGGAAAAAAGCCUCUACUGAAAAAACUAAAGAUGGAUUCUGACGACGAUGAAGAAGACAGCGAUGAGGAUGAUGAUGAUGACGAUGAAGAUGACGACAGCGAUGAAAAUGAUGUGAAGCCUCAGAAGAUUGUCGGAAAAGAGCUCAAAAAAAGUCUGGAGUCUCCGGCUAAAAAGCCCAACAAAACUCCGGUGAAACAGAACGGCCCUGCAGGAAAACCAUCAGGAUCAGCUGUCAAAGCGCAGAUUAAGACACCUGCCCCAGGAAAAGACAAACCCCAGGCUGGGCCGUCUAAAUCUCCGUCUGUGGCUGAGAUUAAGAACAAGUUGUCAACGGCAGCCAAGGAGGGAAAAACACUACCGAAGACGGAGCAGAAGUUUGAGAAUUUUGUGAAGAGUUCAUUUAAAAUUUCGGACAAAAAAGUGGUCAAGGACCUCUGGAGUUUUGUACAAACACUGAAGAAGUAACAAUCCUUGUACUUGGAAGCAUUUCUAUGUUUUGCAUCCUGCAAGACAUUUAAAGGCACAGUCGGCGAGAUUUCCUACUCAG